GGGCCAGAUUCAUACAUUUGAAUAGCGAGUGAGAAGAAUCCACAGGAAAUCAGUAUCUGGAGUUUCUGUUGUUAUAAAAGGCACCGUCCUCUCUUUGCUUUCAGCUGCAACUUUCCAUCUGAGACUGGAGCAUUCAACUUAGUGCAUCAAAACAGACAUUCCCUGGACCCCUGCAGGUAGGAAGCCAGCUAUGUACAGUCUUUCUGAAGAGUAGGCUGGUGACAUCCUUCAGUGUAGGUAGCUUUUCCCUUAGGCAUUCAGGAAAGAGUUGGACUUUGUACUCUUUACAGAUCUUUGAGUAGCUUUAUUUUAGUGAGUCUGUCCGUGUGAUGGACCAUGCUGGUAAAAUUGAGUGGGUAGCUGUGCACCCUUGCAAAUCACCUUUGAGUGCAGGGUCUCAAUGAACAGUAAAAUCUGUGGCUGCUGCAUAGUGUCUUUCCCCACUGUAUGACUCCAUGCACAAAAGCCAUAGAACCUGCUUCUGCAGGGGGGUUGGACUAGAUGAUCUCUAAAGGUCUCUUCCAACCCCUACCGUUCUAUGAUUCUAUGAUUCUCAUCUCAAGCAGACUGACCACGUCUCACACAUGGGAGACAGAAGCAUAAAGCUGCCUUGAGAUAUGAGCUUAGCAGCAGAGGAUUAUGAGACUUUUCAGGCCUAUCUUUAGCUUUCAUGUUGGAUUUCGUCAUUUCUCUGAAAAACUCAGACAGAUCCCAUGUUCAUAACAGAUAUCUAGUGACUGAUGAGUGUGUGCUAGUCAUUCCAUGCUGAAAGGAAGGAGAGCCCGUGGAGCCCACUGCUGUCUUCAUGGGUGUUAGAUGUGACUGAAAUUCAUUUGCCUGACUUUCUGCUUUGCUGAUCUGCAAUGUCUAAUGCUGGAGGUUAAAUCAACAUCACAAAUUGGAACUGGAACUUAUGAUUUAGCUACGGACUCCUCUCACUUUUUAAUGUGAAUUUAGUACUUCUGGAACUUUAGACACCCAAGCCAGAACAGCUAUGAAGUCUUCCCACCUCAAAAGAAAAUAUGGUGUGGAAAUGAUAGGAAAUAUUUUCUUCCUGCAAUUCCUCUUUCCAACAUGUCUUGCUUGCUUCUCCACCCCUGGUCACUCAUCCCUACUGACACUAGUUGUGGGCUGAGGCUACAUUCAGAAAGGUUCUCUCACUGGUCCAAGAAGACUAGUCAUAGUGAUUUAACUUUGUAGUGGAGUCAUUAAACAAUUAAACUGAAACUCACUGGCACAUUUCACAAAUGACCUCAGCUUUCAGACACUGCUGAUCGUGGCAGGAAGCUGGAGUUUUAUGUUCACCAUCGCCUUUCCCAAACUAAGCAACAAAUGUGCUAUCCAGAAGAUUUCUGAAUAUGAGGACUGCAUAAGUUGCUCAUCAAAUGGUCAGUUAAAGGCAAGGACAGACAAAAGCACCUGUGUGAACUGCUUGAUCAUCGAAGCAGCUCUAUAUAAGCUUGUUGCUGCCAUUCCCUUGAAAAUCCUAUGGCAAGAGGUGCAGAACAAAGGUACAAGAGAAAUAUUAGCAUUAGAAACGUAGGCACUUAAGGAAUUUUGAUGUCUUCAGGUUUUAAAAGCUUAAAUGGAGCAGUUGGAGGCUCAGCGUCUUGUGUAUUAGAUUUAGGAGCCUAUAAUAGCAGAGGCCAUCAUCUAAUCAUCAAAAAUCUAGUAACAUCUUCUGUGAAACUGAACUACUGCCCCUGAAAUACUGUAACACACUUGCCCAAGCAGCUAAAUCAGAUUUAAUACGGAAUUAUUUUACUAUUAUCUUGUUUUCUAUCUAUAUUUCAUGUAGCUUUCUCAUUGCUCUUGGUUUACCAGUGAUUUCAAAUAAUAAGUUGUCAGGACUUGAUUUUGAUCCCUAAAUGAUCAAAGAUAUUAAGCCCAGAUUUCAAAAAAGAAUAAAAACUUUAGAAGCAGCUGCUGAAGGUACCUCUUGCAUUUGUGUUCAAACAUGCAUAAACUCUUUUCUAUGUAAGAAUUACAGGAACCAAGAUAGAUUUCUGUCACAUCAGCACAUUUAUAUCUCUUGCUGAUUAUGUGUUAUUGCUGGGGUACAAAGGCUUCAAGCAUUUUAACAAAGGUUUGGAAUCCUUCACAAGGUGGCUUCAGCACACUGAAAACUUCCUCUGAGUUGUCAGCUGCUACUUUCAGGUUUUUCUUUAUGGAUCUGUGUCCUUGAAGGCUAGCCUGUUGGAAACCAGGAAGUGAAAAGUGUGAUGUUCCAGCCAAGGAGGAGCUGCCUUCCGUGGCACUCAGUGUCUGCUCUUGUUGCAGCAUCUUCACAAUAUCAGAGUGGUCCAUGAGAAGUUCUGAUACUUGGAGGGAUAAGGCAGGCGAACUCAAUAACUGAUGAACAGCAGACUCUACUGUGUUGGGGACAUUCUCAUGUUUCAACAUCACUGCAAUGAGUACACCUAUGUUGCUUUCUACAACUCCCUUGUAAUUUUCAUAAAAUUCCUUUACUGCAGCAGUCUUGUCCUGCAGGGAAGUGAUGGGACCACCAACUUUAGCAUGCAAACUGUGGCUGAUGCUUUCCCACACAUCUUUGUCUUUUGUUUCUAUACUGGUUUGCACCUCUUUCAAAGCACUGACCAGGAGCUGCAGAUUGUCUUUAAUGCUCAAGUUUUCUUUUACUGACAUGAUGGGGAAAUUGGUGCCAAGCUGUGUGUUGAGGAGUCGGAAUAUUUUGUUCGCUGAAGAGACAUAGAUGUACACUAAGUCAUGCAGAUUCUGGCAGGCCAUGACCAGCCUUUCUUUAUCACUCUUAAAACCAAGGCAGGCUAACAUUUCUGGAAUGAGAUCUGACUCUGAAAAACAAACAGAGGAAAUUCAGAAGAUAUAGAGGAAUAAAACUGGAUAUAUUUUCAGCUAGAAUGUUAUAUUUCUGAAAGCAGUAUUACAAACUACUUUACAUUGUCCUUAGAACUCUAAUCCUUUAGUUCGUAGAUACUGGUAGGUCUAUCCAGAAUUAAAUUCACAUUUUGGGGAUGGGGUGAAUAGACACAGCAAAUACAUCAGACAUCUACAUUCAAGAGAUAAAGCAACUGGAGAUAAAGUAAUGAAACAUUUUGUCAGGCUACAGUUUCCUGUGAAGUGACUCAUAUCUAUCCCUUCAUACAGCAGCUAGGUGUUGCAACCAUCCCUUGAAAGGUGAAAGCACAAAACAUUGUACCCUGCUUGGGUUCUCAUCUUGCUACUCUUUUGACUGCUAAGGAAGUUAUGUCCUUCUGUUUGCACCUAGGAGUUCUCCCAAGGCUAACUGCAGGUACAGUCCUGAGACAGCACAUGGCUGAGGGACUUCUCCUGAUGUUGUCUUUGCUUUGUUAGAGCCCUGGAAAGCCAGACUGGUUGUAGUAGACAUGUUUCAUCAGACAUUGCUGUGGUUAGAUGUGCAGUUAGAUGUGUCCAAGCAGCUGCAGCUUCACAUCCCAAUUAAUACUUUUAAGACUUUUCUCUCUGUGCUCAGCUCGGCCCUCUGUCUCUUUCUCCUCUCCCUUCCCAUAGAAAAAGUGGCCUGAAAUUGUGUGAAAUGGCAAAACUGACUUUAGCCGCCACUGCUGCUCUGACAGAGUUAGCUGGCUCUGGGAAUCUAUUCCACUUCUUCAACUCACGUGGCAUCAGAGGAGGGUACCUAGCAAAUUGCAACAAAGAGGAGUGACAGGCCCUCCAGAUGAAGUCCUUUCCUCAAACUUAAUAGGUCUGAAACAAUUGCCAUUAAUCUUCUCUAAAGGCCCAGAGUAAAGUAGGAACAAAACCGCUUGCUUAUUGUUUCUUCUGUACUCUUCCAAACGAUAGAGGCUCCAGAAAACAAGAAUUUGCAUCCUCUGCAAACCUUGAAGACCUGAAAUCAUUUUCCAGCCUACAGAAUGUGACACAGAAGCAGCUGCCAGCCUGAUCAAUUCAGUUCAGUCCAAUACUGAAAGAAGUAUUUCAGGACUACAUGGCAUUCUCAGUUAAUAACAGGAGUCACAACUAUUGACGGUUGCAGAAAUAUAAUAGUGAAAUCAUUAGUACUCAUUGUCUCAUGCCUACAGCUCUGAAAACAAGAGGAGUUUGGUAGUCUGUCUCUGAGUUGAACACAGUAGCUCAGCUUUGAGAGGAAAACAAGCUGGCAAUUGCAGAGUAUUCAUUUUAUGCCUGAUCUUUUACUUUCAUCUAUGAACUCAAACAUUCUCUACUGAGGAGGCAGAAUUCAUCAUGAUCAGAGCAUAGUGAGCAAUAGGUCUAUCUUUCUAAGGAUCAGACAUGCAAGAUAUCUAGCUUGGAUGAAGGCAGAAGUACCAGCUUGUUUUGCUGGGACAGACAAAGCCUGUUUUCACUGUCUGUGAUAUCUAUUUUUUCUAUUUGUGUGGGACUGUUAAACUUUUCUUCCAUCAUUCACAGGAAUAUAAAACCAGUCUUGGCAACCAUUCAUUAUUUCAGUAAUUAGCUGUAAGUAUUAGUGCUUAUUGUUUAUACUUAUAAACAAUAUAAAUGUAAACACUUAAGUUUAAAACCUAGUCUUGCAUCUGCAUGAAUGAAAAAUGCUAUCCUACAUAUUUUAUGUUCUGAGAGUGGCAAAUAAUACCAUCCUCUUUAAGUCAUGGCUGUAGGUGCCUGUGACAAUACCUUUGGCAUCAGGCAGAAGUCUUCAUGCUGUAUCUAUUCUCUCCAGGAACAGAAGGUCUUAGAAGGAUCUAACAAUUGGGAACUAGCAUGAAAUAAACUGAAAUCUAUUAAAAUUAAAAGGGGAAAGGAGGAAGAAAAUUGGAUGAAUCUGGGUAAACAUCACACGAUAGAAUUAAUGACAGGCAGGCAGGCAACAGGACCUCACUGAAGCCCAGCCUCUGGAUCCCUAACUCAUCACAUGCUGCUGGAAAGCACCAGAGGAACACAGGGGAAAGAGGAUGUAGUCACCCUCCUAUACACAUUUCAGCUGAUUGCAGGAGCACUCAGACAAAAUCAGUUUCUACAAAUCAGGAAGAACAAAUGACCUUUCAACAAAACAUCCCUGGAAUAGCAAGGAUCUAAUAUCACACUGAAUCAGAGAGCAAGCCAGCAACAGCUCUGAGGCAAGACUGGUAUGAAAUCAUUACUUGCUCUGAUGUGACUUUAUGUUUCCUGAAAAUCUCAAACCUUUAGUGUGUACAGAUUUUCUGCCCUUCAGCUUGAAGAAAAAGAAAGAUAUAUUAAAGAGUUUAUUCCUUUGACAGAGCUGCAAGGUACCAACAGCAAGAAGAGAUUUAUAUUGGAAAAAUAUGAAGCACUGCAUAAAAGUGGCCCAGAUUUGCAAUGAGAGGGCUGAGAACGCAAAAGUACCAACAAGGAAAGGAGUCAUUCUACUCAUUCAUAGUUUACCCCUGUUGCAAAGACAGAUGUGCAAAGUCAGCUGGUGAGGGACUAAAGGGAAGUGUCACGGAUUACAGAACUUUAGUGAUGAAGAGUAACGCCGUGAUCACUGACAACUCAGUCACUUUGGACUCUGCAUAUUGAUGUGUAGCAGCCUAUUUCUGAAAAAUGGCAUUGAGUGACCUCCUUUACCCAGAUAACCCCAAGAGAAGGCAAGAAUUGAUCCAUCUGCACCAGGAACUGCUCGACUGCAUGUCCACAAAUUUCCGUGCAACAAAUGAACUGGCUGGAGUGCUGAAUGAACACCUGGGCUGUACCAUUGCCCAUGUUCAGAUGAGAGCAAGCGGCACCGUCAAGGAAAACUGUGACCUUAUCAUUGAAGCCAUGAGUGAGAUUCAGCAGCAGGUACAGAAGAUUGAUAGUGACAUGAAGGAAAAGCUAGAGCCUGUGCUGUACCAGAAGCUAUAUGACAUCAAAGAGCCUGAGUUAGAGAAAAUUGCAAUAGCCCAUAAAGUUUUUUCCAUUGUUCUUGGAGAAGCAACUUCAACAGCUGAGAUGGUAGCUAUCAAGCUGCUUAGCUCCAAUCUUAUAACUCUCACUGUGAGCAAGCUUGUGAGUCUCCUUGCACAGAUUGGGGCAUCUGUUCUUGGAGGAAUCAGCAUCACCAUUCUUGGGCUCGGCAUUGAAAUGAUUCUCCAUGCCAUUCUGGGAGCUGUGGAGAGGAAUCAGCUCCUGAUGGCUGUGAGAAGCUAUGAGAAGCACCUGGCUGAGUUUAAGGCAGCCUCAGAAAAGUACCAGCAUGCAAUACAUGAAGUGACUUCUUUGGUGAGACAGCAGGUCCAGUGAAUGAAGUCAGAGUUGUCUCUCCUGCUGUGACAGCAUCUGCAGCAGCUACUCCUGCAGAAACCUUUUUGAUUCAUUGUGGUAAACGACCUACUGAUGGCUUUUUUCUUAUUAGUGUCAUCAGAGCAAGAGAUGCGACAGAUCAGGGAAUUGUCACUGAAAUCUCUUCAUAGGGAAAUACUUAUAGAUGCGUCUAGGAAGGAACACUUCAAAUACGUCAUAUCUUUCCUUCAUCUGUUUUCUGGAAUGCAUUGUAGAUAACUUUGAACUGUAAUUCAUGAUAGUGACAACAAUAUCCACUGCUGGAGCAGCAAUGCUGAGAAGGUGUGAUUUUUCUCUGUGUUUCUUCAUCAAAGAUGACAACAUAAUGGGAGAAAAACAAUUUCAACAAACCAGUCCGUGUCUUCCUCUGGAGGGCUCAUCAGGACAGCUGUGACUGCCAAAUUCUUUGUGUGGAUUAGUGCCAAAUCAAAUAGGUUGGAUUCUCUGUUCAUUAAAGUGCUUACAAGGACUAGUUGAAGCGUGUUUAACUGCUAUUUCCUGCCGCAUCCCUGCCUAAGGAGCCAGCCAGAGAUCUUCUCUAAAUAAACUUUAAUCCCUGCAGAUUAGCAGCUAAGAGAAGCAUGGCCUACAGGCAAAUACAACUUUGUCUCACAGCUGAGAGAAACCAUCUGUAGUUUUCCAGGCAUACUUGGCUGUAAAUAACUUCUUCUGCCCUGCUCCCUCCAGCCCACAGGUAAAUAUUUCUGUGCACAGUUGCUGCUCUGUCAAUUCAAUGCAGGAUUACGGCCCUAUUAAGGCACUAAAUUUAUUUUCAAGUGCCUUACUCAGUCCCAUCAAUGUGGGACUGCCAGGCACAUGCUCAGAUUCUGCAUUUCCCAAUGUGCUACAAAAUGUCCUUAUUUUUCAGAUUUAAAAAACAAAGCUGGAAGCAAGCACAUGCUCUGCAGUCUCUCGCUCUAAUAAGCUAUGGUUUGGGGGUUUUUUGCUUUGAUCUUUGGAAAAAAAAAAAAGUAAUGUAAGAAUGAAUAAAUUGUACCUGAAUUAA
This is a messenger RNA of Colius striatus (speckled mousebird), 7225 nucleotides long. It is a transcript of the gene SMCO3, whose product is annotated as single-pass membrane protein with coiled-coil domains 3. The transcript is spliced from 4 exons. Bases 5503 to 6180 code for a protein of 225 amino acids. Gene Ontology annotation, molecular function: NAD+-protein-arginine ADP-ribosyltransferase activity; NAD+ poly-ADP-ribosyltransferase activity. NCBI's taxonomy places the organism in Eukaryota, Metazoa, Chordata, Aves, Coliiformes, Coliidae. The record is from RefSeq and is a predicted model, not a curated record.